AGAGCCUGACGUGGGGCUCGAACUCACGGACUGUGAGAUCAUGACCCAAGCCGAAGUCGGCCGCUUAACCGACUGAGCCACCCAGGCGCCUCUGUGGGCAGCUUUUAAGCAAAGCUUGUUCUCAGGGCACCAUCUUGACCAAGAACCUACGUUCAGGGCAUACUCUAAUAAUGCAACCAGGACUCAUCAACUGGAUCCCAAAUCAGUACUUUCCAAAAGAGACUCACCUGGGAACUGGACCCAAAUAUAAAUAUGGUGAAGAGAGAGAGAGAGAAAGAAAAGGAACAGUACCCCAGCAUCCCGGUCAGCAGGCUCAUCUAUGACUCACCUGUAGACAAAGAGAAAAUAAAUAUGGACUUUAGGCACCAAAAAGUCUGGUGACUGUGUGCUCAAAGUAAGAAAAGAAGACCCCUCCCCCCCCAAUCCAGCUUUUGGAUUGUUUUUAAAAGGACAUGAAACCCAGGCUUGGGUCACAUGCACUGUUGGAAAAGUCCUUCCCUACUGGAUUGUGCCAUGUGACCCUGAGGUCCCUUUCUCACUCUUGUUCUCCCUUGGCCACAGCUGGUUAUAGCUGAGGCAGGGGGUCACCCGGGGCAGUAAAGCAGACUGGCUGAGAUGAAGAUGCAGGGAUCCAUGCUGCCUUCUCACCAUGCACUUCCCCUCCAAGGACAGCCUGCUGCACUGGAGCUGCUCCAGAUCCUCAACACAACUGGCUUGAAGGCACAGAGCAGGGAAGGAAAGGUGGGUGGCAUGACCAGCAAGGGGGACGGAUGCUAUGUGGCCCCACCAUUCAAGCACAUUGUUCCCAAUAGUCUGACCAGGCAGGACCCUUUUUCGGGGGUGUGUCUGGGCAGCAGUGUAUUUUUCUCCUGCACAUUCUUGGGAGGUCUUCCAAGGGAAGGGAUGCAGCUGGGCAUGCUCCUGUCAGAGAGGAUGGUCAGUUUAAUCAUAGAGAACCCCUUAUCCUGCAGGCCCUAGAUUUUCUUUCUCUUGGUGUCGGCCUUGCUGGCCUACCAUGUGUUUCUGGCCUGCAGAAACAUCCCACUGGAGUCAGCAUCCAUGUGGGGGUCCCAGAGCAUCUUAAACCUUUCUGUAGUUGGUAGGGAUGACCAUGGAAUGGCUCCAGGAAAAGGCUGUCAUUCCUGCAUCUAGUUCCAGACUCCUAAGAGUGAUCCCAAGGCUCAGGCAGGCCUGACUCUGAGACUCCUAGGCAACUAUGAGUUUGGGAAGUGGCCAUGUUGUUUCUUUGUAAAGGUCACUUUAUGAAUUAUGUGGUUGUCUGAGCUCUUAGAUUAAUCUGCCUUGCCAUGCUGAUUGGAUUUCAGAUACUAAAGCUCAUUCUUUCAGAGCUUUGUCCCUGUAAUAAGACACACCUCUCUGCUUUGGGAACACUGUAAAUUAUGGCAUAGCUGUAGGGCUUGGUUUGGCAGGUUGGACAUAAGGAUCAUCUGUAGGUUUUCUGCAGAAAACCCCACCUGCUCCAUGAUUGUACCAGGACAAGUAGCUGAAGAUCACUCAGGAAAGUCAUGUGAGUUUUCUCUCAGCCAAGAUGAGUUGACACCAUUAUUCUGGAGCCCCUAUGGAAGGCCUGUGAGAGAGGUCACCUUGGGAUAGGCCGAAGGAUAACAGAUAGCCUCUCCAUCAGGAGGAGUUGGCCCUCUGACUCCUGGGAGGCAGCCUGUCUUGUAUUCUCAGGGUGCUAUGGAUGGAGCCUGUAAAUGUAAGAUUAGGAACUGGAUGCAAGGCCAGGUAGCCCAGACCAGUGCCCAGUGCGGUGCCAGAACUCUCUGUUCCCUUUCCACAUGUCCACUCUAUCUCUGAGGGCUGAGCCUUGCGCAGUCCAAGCUUGCCAGCUAAAAGCUCUGUUACUGUUUUUAUUGCACAGGCCUGGAGCCUCUGCAGUGGGGUUGAGCACAGCUUCCAGGGCCUCAUUUCUUCAGCCUGAAAUCAUAAACCACUCACUGCUUUUGCCGUCAUUCCCUGGAGGUACCAUCCAGCUCUCCCUUCAAGUAACGAAGUCUUGGAGCUCGCCGGCACCUGCUGUGUCCGGGGUGCGCUGCAUCUAGCUGGUGAGUCCUUUCUGCUGUUUGCUGGCCGGUGCCGAUGCUAGCUUUUAGAAUGGCACAGGGAGCUGUCAAAAACUGAGCCCUGCCUCUGUCCGCUUGGGUGACUAUGAGCAGUUCAACUAGCCUCUCAGCACCUUAGUUACCCCAUAUGAAAACUGGGGAUAAUAACAGUGGCUGCCUCAAAGGUCAUGGUGACGCUGAAGUGAAGCUAUAGCUGUGGUGCACUUAGCCUGGUUAAUCGUAAACACUUGGCAAGUGACUGUGGAGGUUGCCAUUGUCAUUGUGUAUGAGUUGCAUCAGGGUCAUCCUGGACCCUCCUCCUGGAGCAAAGAGGCCAGUGGUUUGUGGCCGGAGGUUUCGCCACAUAGCUCCUUCCAGGCUGAAGGGGUGCUGGGUGGGGUGGCAGGAGUCCUGGGUUCUCACCCAGGCUCCACUCGCUCUCUGUUUUAGAUAGGGUUCCUGUGGCUCUUCAUCCAUAGGCAGGGUAGCCCCUGGAUCUCCGUCCCUCUUUAGGAAAUGCUCAGGUAGGAAUUUCUCUUUAGGAAUGAUCAGGGGUGGAUCCUGGACCAGUUCCCAAGAGCCUGUAGGGAAGCUGGAGGCAGACAGGUACUUUGAGCAGAGAGGGAGCAGGAGAGCUGCACCCCGGGAUGUGUCAGCUGGAUUAGGGAGAAAAAGGGGGCUUCGCCCAGGUGGUGGGCAGUUUCCUUCCUGGCGCUGGAGUUGAGAAAGAUCCAGAGGCCAAACCAAGUUUUGCUGAGCAGGGUCAUUUUUUUCAGGACAGUCCUUUAGUCUCCAUUGGUGGGUUUGUGAAUCUUGCCUAAACCAGAACCGCCAUCUCCAUCAGACACCCCAAGUCAUAGUUGGAAAUUUCCCCCAUCAUCGUAGGACAUUCAACUGUGAUAGGUACCUUGCCACGGGGCUCGUGUGCUAGACACACCCGGGCCUGGCAGUGGCAGACUAUCUUGUAGUCUGCAGCCCAGAGCAAAUGGCCUCUCAGUCCCUGUCCUGCCCUCUGCUCUGGAAGAAGCUUAGUUUCCAGUAGGGAAUCAAGUGUGAGGCAUGCAGUGCAGAUUUGGGGUUUGUUGACUGACCGAAUGAUGGUACUGUGUGGGCUGCUUCAUGUUUAUUGGGUUUGGUUAGAUUUGGACCAGUCAGAGGGAGAGGCAAAAGGUGACACUGUGGAAUGAUUUGUGGGGGCCCCUGCUAAUGGGUGCUCUGGUUGGGAUAUUAAGAACUGUGAGUCAGGCAUCAGGUUUAUUCUUGGUUUUGUGGCCAGUCCUACCAAGGGGAGAUGCCCUGCGAGAGUCAGGCCCUGGCAGAUGGCCCGGUUCCUACUUGUACUUCAUUUUGGCCUUUGAGCUUCCUGGGAUGCUUGUUUGAGCAGGAAGGUGCUACAGGUUGGGGCUUCUGAGCAGAAGGGGGUUGUCCCUGCCUGCCUGGCCCCAGGGCUAGGGGACUUUGGGCUGAUCAGUUCCUCACCCUGGUGUGAAGUCCGGGGCUGAGUUUAAUGGCUGAGAAGACCCCUGUGGUGGAGUGCUAGAGAUAACUCUGCAGUCAGGCUUCCGGGUAUCAAAUCCAGGUUCCACCUCGUCCUAACUGUGGCCUCCAGCAACCACUGUGCCUGAGUUUCCUCAUCUGUCAAAUAUUUACCUCUUGGAGAUGUGAGAAUGAAGUGAGCACAUGUGAGGUGUUAGAAUGGUACCCACCCUUGCACAGUACAUGCUCAAGCACGUCAGUUACUUUCGUUCUUACUAGCCUCCUGUGCCUUUUAAUGGUAGCAGGCUCCACAUAGUAUGAACAUAAUAAGACAUUCUCUUCCGAAAGCGCAGAUGAGUGUUGGUGUUUAUGCUUCUGAAGUUUCUCAUGGCUUCCUACCAUCCACACAAUAAAGUCCAAAUCCUGUUCCUUGACGUUCAAGAACAACAGCCAUCUGGUUCUGCCCUGCUGCCUGUCCUCCAGGCCCACUGGCUUCCUCUUCACCAGCUACUUUGGGAUCCCAAUCCUCUCCCCUGGCCCCAGAUCAACCCUCCUCUCCUUCUAGGCCCAGAUCCUCUGUCACCUUCUCCAUGAAGCCUUCUUCAGGACCCUGGCCCCUCCUGUGAUACCCUGCCCCAGCCAGUGCCUGGUUACUGUCUCAGAUGGGGCCGAGUCCUCUCCGUGCCCCCAGCACAGGCCUGGGUACCCAGUAGGAUUCAGUAGAUGGCUGUUGAGUGAUGGGAUGAACAAAUGGGUGAGCGGUUGGAAGGAAGAUUCCCUGUGGCCAGGAACACUUCCUGCUGCAGGGUUUCCAUCUGAGGGAUAACCCAGAGAAAGACUUGAGCCCCCCUGAGAGGAACAGCAGGCAGGAUGGAAAACGGGCCGGCAGUCAGCUGUCUGUCUUCUUCGCAGGGUGCAGAGUGGUGAGGCUGCCUCAUUUAUUUUUCCCCCAAGGACCUGGGCAUCAGAUAAUAGCUGGUCUAUUGCCGAGGCCCAGCUGUGUGCUCUGAGUGUUCACUGCCUGAACUUGCACUUGAAAAUGCAGGUUGGGAGCAGCUUCCCAUUUCUUGACUGGCUAUUUUUUGGAAUCCAACCACUGCUGGAACAUGAAUCUCACUAACUUUCUUUGGAAAUGGGAACAAGAAGGGUCUAUAUCUGAUCUCUUUCAUGUCCCCGACAGUGACCACAGCUUUAUUUCAUAGAGAGGGGGAUCAGGCAAGUGCCCUGCUCAGGAAGAGGUCUUAGGAUGUGGGGGAGAUAAGGCAGUGCCAGAUAGAAAUUGCUAGACUGCAUAAUGGAUGGUGCUAAUAGGGCCACAAAGGAUGAUGGACAACCAACUGGGCCACUCUGGAUGGGGAGGGAGCACGGCCAGUGCAGAGCCUGGGGGUGUGGAGGAGGCAGCAUUAGUGUUGGACCCCAAAGGGAGGUGGCCUCUGAAAAGUGAUAGGAUUUGGGCAUGAAGAGGAGAAGGAAAAUGCCCCCCAAGUGGAGACACUGCAGAGGCAAAGGCCUCUGAGAUGUGGAACAGCCCUGGGUACCAGGGAGUGGGGAUGCCCUGCUGGAUGGAGGGAGGAGUGGGACAGAAGGUUAGGAAGGGGGUGGAAGACACUAUCAAAACAAGUUCACGGCCAUAUAUGCUAGUGCUAGCUGCCAGCUGAACACCACAUGUUCAGGCCUGGAAGGCCUGCGCCAGCCUCUAAUCUCUUAAAGUUUAAAAAUUCAGGGAUGCUUGAAAUUUCACAAAAAUGACAAAAAAAGUGCAAAAAGUCCCCACCAACUCAAUAGUUGCAGCUGCCAGGUCGAAGAGCAAAAGCAGGCAAGCACGUGGCUGAUGACAGGGACACGUGGCACAAGAAGGCCUGUGCAGCAUGGAGUGUGAGCAUGUCAGUCUCUGCCGCUCACCCUGUUCACAGAGACACAGCCUGUUCUGCUCUUUGAGGCUGAGCCAUUCCCAUCACCGAGUCCCUCCCUCAAUGCCCAGCCGUUGACAGCCACUCCCAUUGUUUCUUUUAUUCUGAUCUUGGAGGGAGGCAGAGCAGUACUUAUGAUCCCACUUUGCAGAUGAGGCAACUGAGGCCCAGAGAGGAGAGCAAUCCAUUCAUGUCUUUCAGAGCCUUAUGGCUUCAAGCUGGGGAAUACAUCCACCCUUGAGCCCAAUGCCCAUGGGGUUGCUAGGCCUGCUCACCCCUGGGGCCUCUGAGGUAGAAGGUAUAGCACCCUUAGAAGCUUUAGUUCUGGGGGGCUAGGGCCAGCAGCUGUUGGAUCUCUGGGGUGUCCUGCUUCACAGGGGCUUUUGCAAGGAGGGCAGAUGGGGGCUAGAGUUGUGGAGUCCUCAAGCUGGGCACACACCUGAUCUUGGUGGCUGCCUGCAGGCUGCCUCUCAGGCCACAACGGAUCUGACAAGGAUGAAGAAAUGGGGGAGCUCAGACUCAGGGGAGUCUGAGGAGCCACCCCAAGAGGACUCCUGCUCAGACCCCUUGGAUGGAGACCCUAACUCCAGGCCAGCUCCAGCCAAACCCCACAUCUUCCCCACGGCCAAGAGCCGCAGUCGGCUUUUUGGGAAAUGCGACUCGGAGGAAGCUUCUCCUAUGGACUGCUCUUACGAGGAAGGCCAGCUAGCCUCCUGCCCAGCCAUCACCGUCAGCCCUGUUGUCAUCAUCCAGAAGCAUGAGGAUGGCCCCACCUGUGACAGGCAGUCUUCCCAGGACUCUGCUCCUGCUGGGUCUGAGAAGAACCUCAAGCUGUAUGAUCGCAGGAAGAUCUUUGAAGCCGUCGCUCAGAAUAACUGUGAGGAGCUGCAGAGUCUGCUGCUCUUCCUGCAGAAGAGCCAGAAGCACCUCAUGGACAGCGAGUUCAAAGACCCAGAGACCGGGAAGACCUGUCUGCUGAAAGCCAUGCUCAACCUGCACGAUGGGCAGAAUGAUACCAUUCCCCUGCUCCUGGAGAUUGCCCGGCAGACGGACAGCCUGAAGGAGUUUGUCAACGCCAGUUACACAGACAGCUACUACAAGGGCCAGACGGCCCUGCACAUUGCCAUUGAGAGGCGGAACAUGGCACUAGUGACCCUCCUAGUGGAGAACGGGGCAGACGUCCAGGCUGCAGCCAACGGGGACUUCUUUAAGAAAACCAAAGGGCGGCCCGGCUUCUACUUUGGUGAGCUGCCCCUCUCCUUGGCUGCAUGUACCAACCAGCUGGGCAUCGUGAAGUUCCUGCUGCAGAACUCUUGGCAGCCAGCAGACAUCAGUGCCCGGGACUCGGUGGGCAACACAGUGCUGCAUGCGCUGGUGGAGGUGGCCGACAACACAGCCGACAACACUAAGUUUGUGACGAGCAUGUACAAUGAGAUUCUGAUCCUGGGGGCCAAGCUCCACCCUACACUGAAGCUGGAGGAGCUCACCAACAAGAAGGGGCUGACGCCACUGGCUCUGGCUGCCAGGAGUGGGAAGAUUGGGGUCUUGGCCUAUAUUCUUCAGAGGGAGAUCCAGGAGCCCGAGUGCAGGCACCUGUCCAGGAAGUUCACCGAGUGGGCCUAUGGGCCUGUGCACUCCUCACUCUACGACCUGUCCUGCGUCGACACUUGCGAGAAGAACUCGGUGCUAGAAGUGAUCGCCUACAGCAGCAGUGACACCCCCAAUCGCCACGACAUGCUUUUGGUGGAACCGCUGAACCGACUCCUGCAGGACAAGUGGGACAGAUUUGUCAAGCGCAUCUUCUACUUCAACUUCUUCGUCUACUGCUUGUAUAUGAUCAUCUUCACCACAGCAGCCUACUACAGGCCUGUGGAUGGCUUGCCUCCCUAUAAGCUGAAACACACUGUUGGGGACUAUUUCCGAGUCACUGGCGAGAUUCUUUCUGUAUCAGGAGGAGUCUACUUUUUUUUCCGAGGGAUUCAAUAUUUCCUGCAGAGGCGGCCAUCUCUGAAGACCUUGUUUGUGGACAGCUACAGUGAGAUGCUUUUCUUUGUGCAGUCACUGUUCAUGCUGGGGACCGUGGUGCUGUACUUCUGCCACCACAAGGAGUACGUGGCCUCCAUGGUGUUCUCCCUGGCCAUGGGCUGGACCAACAUGCUCUACUACACCCGCGGCUUCCAGCAGAUGGGCAUCUAUGCUGUUAUGAUUGAGAAGAUGAUCCUGAGAGACCUGUGUCGCUUCAUGUUUGUCUACCUUGUUUUCUUGUUCGGGUUUUCCACAGCGGUGGUGACACUGAUUGAGGAUGGGAAGAAUAAUUCUGUGCCGGCUGAGUCCACAUUGCACAGGUGGCGAGGGCCUGGCUGCCGGCCACCCGACAGCUCCUACAACAGCCUGUACUCCACGUGUCUGGAGCUCUUCAAGUUCACCAUUGGUAUGGGCGACCUGGAGUUCACCGAGAACUAUGACUUCAAGGCUGUCUUCAUCAUCUUGCUGCUGGCCUACGUGAUUCUCACCUACAUCCUCCUGCUCAACAUGCUCAUCGCCCUCAUGGGUGAGACCGUCAACAAGAUCGCGCAGGAGAGCAAAAACAUCUGGAAGCUACAGAGAGCCAUCACCAUCCUGGACACGGAGAAGAGCUUCCUUAAGUGUAUGAGGAAGGCCUUCCGCUCAGGCAAGCUGUUGCAAGUGGGGUACACACCUGAUGGCAAGGAUGACUACAGGUGGUGUUUCAGGGUGGAUGAGGUCAACUGGACCACCUGGAACACCAAUGUGGGCAUCAUCAAUGAAGACCCGGGCAACUGUGAGGGCAUCAAGCGCACCCUGAGCUUCUCUCUGCGCUCAGGCAGAGUUUCAGGAAGAAACUGGAAGAAUUUUGCCCUGGUUCCCCUCUUAAGAGACACAAGUACAAGAGAAAGGCACCCUGGCCAGCCGGAGGAGGUUCAUCUGAGGCACUUUGCAGGUUCCCUCAAGCCAGAAGAUGCUGAGGUCUUCAAGGAUCCUGCUGCUUUAGGGGAGAAAUGAGCGACCCCUACAGGGUCCUCUUAACACUAUUGGGCCUCAGGAUAUGCCACUGCUGCCAUACGGCACUCUCAGCAGCCUGGCCUGGUCUGUGCCUGCCUCGGCACUUUCCUCGCCUGCCCUGGACAAGCUGUGUGAAGCACUGUUGGAUGCCUGGGAAGAGAUAGCCAUCCAACCCUCACUGUCCCCAAGUGAGUCUCCUAAAAGGAAAGGAUUUUGCUCGCUCUCUCUCUUUUUUUUUUUUUUUAACAGACUUUGUUAAGUAUCAUGAAUGAUGUAUCUUUAUGUGGACGUAUGUGAUGCCCCUAUUUUAUUUUAUUUUCUAUCACUAGGACUAAAAGUGAAUGAGGCCCAGGAAAACACCUCUUAGAACAAAAGGUUAGAACACCUCUUAGAACAUGUCCUUCAAUGUAAAAUGCCAAAGCUGUUCUCUGUAUUGGGUUUAAUACCUUCCUUGAAGAAAGCGGUCUGGGGGUGAUGUCGUUUAUUCCUCAGAGAAGGUGGGGGAGGCUGGCCCUAUUCCCAGCUCUGGUGGAAUCAGGUUUUUCCAGAGUGACUUCCUCCUUCUGUGUGAUCCAUCACAGUUCCAAAAAUUUUAGCUCUAUUGCUGUUCAGAUGAAAGUAUGGAACCCUGUCUCAAAAGCAUGUGGCAAGAGUUUUUUAAUGAUCUUCUAUUUGUUGUGACCAUAGUCCUGCUCCCCUGCAGUGGUAUGUAUCUCCACCUCCAUCCAUCCUGUUGUCCAUCAAAUACAUAAGUAAGUAAGCAAGUAAAUAAAUAAAUAGGUAAAUAUCAUA
Messenger RNA from Herpailurus yagouaroundi (jaguarundi), 9265 nucleotides. It is a transcript of the gene TRPV1, whose product is annotated as transient receptor potential cation channel subfamily V member 1. Gene Ontology annotation, molecular function: calcium channel activity; protein binding. The transcript is spliced from 16 exons. Gene Ontology annotation, biological process: calcium ion import across plasma membrane. Gene Ontology annotation, cellular component: plasma membrane. The record is from RefSeq and is a predicted model, not a curated record. Bases 5948 to 8473 code for a protein of 841 amino acids. NCBI's taxonomy places the organism in Eukaryota, Metazoa, Chordata, Mammalia, Carnivora, Felidae.